Messenger RNA from Arvicola amphibius (Eurasian water vole), 1688 nucleotides. It is a transcript of the gene Fancf, whose product is annotated as FA complementation group F. Lineage: Eukaryota; Metazoa; Chordata; Mammalia; Rodentia; Cricetidae. Gene Ontology annotation, cellular component: Fanconi anaemia nuclear complex. The coding region runs from base 1 to 1020 and encodes 339 amino acids. Gene Ontology annotation, biological process: interstrand cross-link repair. The record is from RefSeq and is a predicted model, not a curated record. The transcript has a single exon.
AUGGAGCCGCUCAUGCAUCAUAUGGAGCGCUUCUCCGAGGUGCUGGCCGUGUCGUGUGGGCCGCUGGUUCGCUCUUGGGAUGCAACGACCGUGCGUAGGGCGCUGCAGUGGGCGCGCUAUCUGCUUCACGUGUACCGACGCUUCGCGGGCCGCGGUCGCGCGCGGGAGGCGCUAGAGAGGCGGAUCCAGUCGCGGGGCGGGCCGCCCGGCCUGCGCAGCUUCGCGGCGCUGGAGUUCGGGGACGCGCGCCUUGCCCUGCGCCUGCUGAGGAACCGCGCGCUCGCGCCCGCCGCCGCCCACGCGCUGCCGAGCCUGCUCUUCCCCGGGCCCGGCGCGGACAGCGAGGACGACGCGCCGCAGUCCCGCCUGGCGCUCCUGGCGCGCCGCGGGAGCGCGCUGCACCUGCUGCUGCGCCUCGGCGGGGACGCGCCCCGGGGCGCGCUGCUGCGCACGCACGCGGAGCUGCUGUGCGCGCGCCUGCACGAACUGGGCGGUGCUGCCCCGGCGGCCGGGCGCGAGCUCCUCGAGACGUUGUGGGCCCGGGGCCCUCGGGAGCACGUGCUGAACGUGGUGGGCGAGGCGCUGCUACACGAUGUAGACCCGCAACCCGCUCACGCCGCAGACUUUGCGGGUGCGAAAGAGACACAGGAACUGCUGCGGUGGCUUCUGGACAGCCCCGAGGUCUUGACCGCUUUCUGCCGCCAGCUGCCUGCCACGCGCCUGGCCUCCUUGGCCGACCGCCACCCCGCGCUGUCUCGCGCCUACCUGGGCCUGCUCACAGCCUGGGCCACGCAGCUGCACUAUGACCUGCAGAAGGGCUCCUGGGUCCCCACGCAGCCUGAGGACAUGCCCUGGGAGGAGUUGUGCCUCCGGCUGCAGAGCCUGUACCAGGCCCCACCACCCCUGCAGGAAGAGGUACUGGAGACUCUGCGUACCAACAAGGCGCUGGAUGGAGACUUCGAGGUUCCCGGGAUGAGCAUCUGGACGGACCUACUGCUGGCUCUGCCUGGUGGUUCUUAACUGAGUGUGGGAACAUGUGAGGUUCUUAGUCCCAGGCCGAGCAUCUGGACAGACCCAUCUCAGGGAGGGAUAGAGGAAACAGCAAACAUUCUCAGCCAAGCCUACACACUCUAGUGUCCUGCUACUACUUGACUAUAUAUACAGUUUACAAAAUGUCAGCGUUCUCACCAACGCACUGUGCUACAUGGUCCCCAAACCUAAUUAUUUAGGUGCCAAUUUUAAGUGGUUCGUAACACAAGCACAAAUUUUUUUGAGUUUUCUAGAUUCCGGAAAUAGUGUUAUUUCCCUUACGAUGGUGGAGCCAAGAUCUUGGCCAUGUUGGGCAAGUGCUUCACCACUGAGCUCCACACCUUCCCUUGGAAGAAUUCUUAAAGCCGUGGAAUUUUCAGUUUGUUUUGUAUAAGGCUAACUUGUAAGAAUACUAAAAAUAGAUACACCUUUUAAAGAAAAAAGCAGCUUUAAAUUUUCCAAGCCCACCUUUUUAUCCGAUUGACUUACUUUUCUUGUUUGCUUACUCUUUACUGGUGAAAAGUUUUGUUUAACCAGAAACAUGUGGUAGAAUCAAAAUGUUAGUUUCAAAGCUGCCUAGCUAUAAUCAAAGUCUAGAUGUGCCUUACUUAACCUGUUUACCAACCUUAAAAUGUGCAUUAAAGCUGUAUGUUCAGAAA